Messenger RNA from Sodiomyces alkalinus F11, 832 nucleotides. Its product is annotated as flavo protein. The coding region runs from base 96 to 818 and encodes 240 amino acids. Gene Ontology annotation, molecular function: FMN binding; phosphopantothenoylcysteine decarboxylase activity. Gene Ontology annotation, biological process: coenzyme A biosynthetic process. NCBI's taxonomy places the organism in Eukaryota, Fungi, Ascomycota, Sordariomycetes, Glomerellales, Plectosphaerellaceae. The record is from RefSeq and is a predicted model, not a curated record. The transcript has 2 exons. Gene Ontology annotation, cellular component: phosphopantothenoylcysteine decarboxylase complex.
GUCCUCUUCAUCAACGCCACUCUCAUUAUUUAAUGAAAUCACCACCGUUCUUUUCCCAAAACUGACCCGCGAAAGCGCAUUGGUCCACUAUCGCGAUGUCACAAGCCCCCUCACCUGCAGCCUCAGUCGCAAGUGCGAUUCAUGACGGACGUAUCCACGUUCUCCUGGCAGCGAGCGGAUCAAUAGCUACAAUCAAGCUUCCUCUGAUCAUUUCAGCCCUGCAACGCCACUCCAACGUCAGGAUCCGCGUGAUCCUCACCAAAACGGCCGCGCAGUUCCUGGCGGGGCAGUCUCCGGAGCAGCCGACAGUGGAAUCGCUCGCGGCACUCCCCAACGUCGAAGGCGUCCACCAGGACGAAGACGAAUGGGUCGAGUCCGGGGCAAGAGGGGCGCAGAUUCUGCACAUCAACCUCCGGCGAUGGGCUCAUAUCCUGGUCAUCGCGCCGCUAAGCGCCAAUACGCUGGCCAAAAUCGUCCACGGCAUGUCGGAUAACCUGUUGCUGGAUACUGUGCGCUGUUGGGAUACCACGGGCCUGAUCGACGGGAAGAAGGCCAGGAUCGUCGUGGCGCCGAGUAUGAAUACGGCCAUGUGGUUUCACCCCAUCACUGCGCAACAGAUACGGGUCCUCGAAGAAGACUGGGGCGUUGGCAACGACGUCGACGACGCCGGGGAUAAGGACGGUCCCGCUGGACGGGGCUGGUUUGAGGUCCUGAGGCCCAUGGAAAAGAGGCUCGCCUGUAAUGACGUCGGGCUGGGAGCCAUGAUGGAAUGGUCAGAGAUAGUGAAGGUCAUCGAGCAGAGGUUAGGGCUCUCAUAACUUAUAAUCCUGGG